AUGGAUCCUUAUAAUUAUGGUUUAAUGGCUCCAAAUAUUCAUGAUGUUAAUUUAAUACGUGCUCAAUAUACACAAGAUGAAAAUAAUAUUCAACAAUCAAUUGACAAUGGUCCAUUGUAUGAAUCAUGUCGAUGUCAUGCAUUACUUUGUUGGCAAAUAUCCCCAUCAACCUCACCUGUUAAUAUAAAUUUACGUGAAGAUUUAAAUAGUUUAUCAGGUCAUAUAUUUGAAAUAGAACAAUUAACAUAUAGAUGUUUAUCAUGUGAAACAUCUUAUUCAACAAUAUUUGAACAUGAAAAACAUAGAAAAGAUGAAAUUCAUUUAAAAAGACGUUCAAAUUAA
Rotaria sordida is the source of this 342-nucleotide messenger RNA. Lineage: Eukaryota; Metazoa; Rotifera; Eurotatoria; Philodinida; Philodinidae. The record is from the annotation of a GenBank genome assembly.